Molecule: messenger RNA, 357 nt
Organism: Miscanthus lutarioriparius
Lineage: Eukaryota; Viridiplantae; Streptophyta; Magnoliopsida; Poales; Poaceae
Source: the annotation of a GenBank genome assembly
AUGGGAGAUACGCCUGACCAGGAGAUGUUGGACGUGAAGUCGGCCGGUGACGGUGAGCUGCAGGUCGGGCCGGGGGUUCCAGCAAGUAGAUGUAGCCCAGCGAUUGGCAACCUGGGAAUCUGUGAUGCUGCAGCAAAUCAGGAAGCACCAGUGAAGGACGUCGAAAUGGCGGAGGAUCAACCUCCAGCUGGACUGUCGUACACCAUUGACGAUCAAAGGUCGUCGUUCACUGAAUUCAUAAAGGAUCUACGUGUCAUCCUCGCUGAUCACCAAGACCGUGAGGAUAUCUGUGAUCGCCACGUGGACCCAAAUAUCUCGAGUAGCGAAAACACCCACUGCUCCCGAGCCGCGUGCUGA